UUAAGGAUUACAUCAAAGUCACCCUCAUUGAGGUACUUGUUACUCAUUCACUCCUAUAUAUGACUUUUUACCAAGAAAAAAUUAUUUUGUCACUGAUCAUAAUUAUGUGAUUUACUGGAACAGGCAAAUGAAAUACUGUCAUCCUUUGAUGUUGGAUUGAGGCAGUACGCAACGAACCACCUGACCAAGGUUAGUUCAUUUGCAUUCAGUUUCCUGGUUGACAUUUUUUGUUAGUUUGGAGACCUAAUAUGAAAUAUGAACUUUUUGCGCUAGUGUGGUGUUAACCUUAUGCGAGGUGUUGUGAAAGAGGUGCAUGCCAAGAAGAUAGUUCUUAAUGAUGGAACUGAUGUUCCAUAUGGCCUUUUGGUCUGGUCUACUGGGGUUGGUCCCUCACAGUUUGUGAAAUCACUUAAUCUUCCCAAGUCCCCUGGUGGAAGGGUUGGUGUCGAUGGGUGGAUGCGAGUUCCUUCUGUGGAAGAUGUGUUUGCACUUGGAGAUUGCGCAGGUUUUCUUGAAGAGACUGGGAUGCCAGUGCUUCCAGCUUUAGCUCAGGUGGCAGAAAGGCAAGGAAAAUUUCUGGUGGAGUUGUUUAACAGGAUUGGGAAGGAGGCAGGUAAGGCCAUGAGUGCAAAAGAUAUCUCUCUGGGAGAACCUUUUGUCUACAAGCACCUCGGAAGCAUGGCAUCCGUUGGGAGUUAUAAGGCACUCGUUGAUCUGCGCAAAUCCAAGGAUUCAAAGGGCAUAUCCCAUGCUGGAUUUGUUAGCUGGUUCAUCUGGCGCUCUGCUUAUCUUACCCGGGUUGUAAGUUGGAGGAACAGGUUCUAUGUUGCUGUGAACUGGGCUACCACGCUUGUGUUUGGCAGAGACAACUCAAGAAUAGGUUGAAGCAACACAACUACUUAUUCCUUUCCCAACUAAUCU
Molecule: messenger RNA, 921 nt
Organism: Fragaria vesca subsp. vesca
Lineage: Eukaryota; Viridiplantae; Streptophyta; Magnoliopsida; Rosales; Rosaceae
Product: alternative NAD(P)H dehydrogenase 2, mitochondrial-like
Exons: 4
Coding region: 289-885 (198 amino acids)
Molecular function (GO): NADH dehydrogenase activity
Source: RefSeq, a predicted model, not a curated record